This is a messenger RNA of Cornus florida, 1491 nucleotides long. Its product is annotated as mitotic checkpoint protein BUB3.1. Bases 214 to 1236 code for a protein of 340 amino acids. The record is from RefSeq and is a predicted model, not a curated record. Gene Ontology annotation, biological process: mitotic spindle assembly checkpoint signaling. Gene Ontology annotation, cellular component: bub1-bub3 complex; mitotic checkpoint complex; kinetochore. The transcript is spliced from 9 exons. Gene Ontology annotation, molecular function: ubiquitin binding. NCBI's taxonomy places the organism in Eukaryota, Viridiplantae, Streptophyta, Magnoliopsida, Cornales, Cornaceae.
UUGCCCCUCAUUUGAAUUUGAAAAUUUGCAUACGAAAAGGUAGUCGGACACCUUCGUCCCUCUGUGCCUCUUUUAAAAACCACUGGAUUCAACUCCUCCUGUAUUUCAAACCUAUCUUCCCCCUAUCUCUUAUUCGCAUUCAUUGUGUGAGAACCAGGGCCACUAUAACCUUUUUAUCUCUAAAACCCUAGCUUGCACUAAAACGACAAGAUCAUGACCACGGUGCCACAGGUCGCCGGACGAGAGCUCUCGAAUCCGCCGUCCGACGGCAUAUCGAACCUUCGCUUCUCUAAUCACAGUGAUCACCUGCUUGUUUCCUCUUGGGACAAAACUGUUCGAUUGUACGAUGCGAGUGCCGAUCUCUUGAGAGGAGAGUUCAUGCAUGGAGGUCCUGUCCUCGAUUGUUGCUUCCAUGACGAUUCGUCUGGCUUCAGUGCCAGUGCGGAUAAUACUGUGCGGAGGCUUGUUUUCAGCGUAGGCAAGGAGGAUAUUUUGGGGAAGCAUGAUGCACCUGUGCGCUGUAUUGAGUACUCAUAUGCAACAGGGCAAGUGAUCACUGGUAGUUGGGACAAAACACUAAAGUGUUGGGACCCUAGAGGCACAAGUGGACAAGAGCGCACUCUUGUUGGGACGUAUGCGCAGCCCGAGCGUGUCUAUUCUCUAUCUCUUGUUGGCAAUCGUUUAGUAGUAGCAACUGCUGGAAGGCAUGUAAAUGUUUAUGAUUUGAGGAAUAUGGCUCAACCCGAGCAGCGGAGGGAAUCAUCAUUGAAAUAUCAGACUAGAUGCGUACGCUGUUAUCCCAAUGGAACAGGUUAUGCUCUUAGUUCUGUGGAAGGUCGGGUUGCCAUGGAAUUCUUUGAUCCUUCUGAGUCUGGUCAAUCCAAAAAGUAUGCAUUCAAGUGUCAUCGGAAAUCGGAAGCCGGAAGGGACAUCGUCUAUCCUGUAAAUGCUAUUGCAUAUCAUCCUAUCUAUGGUACAUUUGCAACCGGUGGUUGUGAUGGUUAUGUGAACAUGUGGGAUGGGAACAACAAAAAGAGGCUGUAUCAGUACUCGAAAUACCCAACUAGCAUUGCAGCCUUAUCAUUCAGCAGAGAUGGCCGACUUCUUGCUGUUGCGUCCAGCUAUACAUUUGAGGAGGGUGAUAAGCGACACGAACCAGAUGCCAUUUUCAUUAGAAGCGUAAAUGAAGUUGAAGUUAAGCCAAAACCAAAAGCAUACGCCAAUCCUACUACAUAAAUGGAAACUGCAACUAAAUCUGCUGCCAGUCUUAAUAUGUGGCAUUUUCAUAUCCUAGAUUCCCCCUUAUUAUGUAUGAAGGGAUUAGUUAAUCGUUGCUCAUUGAUUGGAAUUUUCUUCCCAUAUUUUGGCCUUCUCGAUAGACUUUGUCACCAUGUCUGUACAUACUCUGUGUUGGAUGGCUCGUCAAAUCCAGUUACUGACUGAAGUUGAUAGCAUUCCUUAAAUUGACAUUCUAUACUAGUGUUUGUGUCA